Messenger RNA from Malurus melanocephalus (red-backed fairy wren), 6341 nucleotides. It is a transcript of the gene GALR3, whose product is annotated as galanin receptor 3. Lineage: Eukaryota; Metazoa; Chordata; Aves; Passeriformes; Maluridae. Gene Ontology annotation, biological process: neuropeptide signaling pathway; adenylate cyclase-modulating G protein-coupled receptor signaling pathway. The coding region runs from base 2030 to 3271 and encodes 413 amino acids. Gene Ontology annotation, cellular component: membrane. The record is from RefSeq and is a predicted model, not a curated record. The transcript has 4 exons. Gene Ontology annotation, molecular function: galanin receptor activity.
AGGCCAGCAGCUUGAUGCGGGUGAGCUGCGCGGGGCGGCAGGACAUGCCGGGGGGCCAGGAGCAGCCGGGGCCGCCGCUCUCGCACGUGGUGUGGCGCACCCAGCGGGGCCAGAAGACGGGUCCCAGAUCGACCCAGGCGGAGGUGAGGCGGCAGGUGGCCCUUUCCACCAGCCACUGCCGCAGGCGGCGGGCCAGGGCCGCCGGCAGCUCCGGGGGCAGCCCUGAGGCGGCGGGCAGCAGGGCGGGCAGCUCCAGCCCCUCCGCCUCUCGCCACAGCUGGCGGUGGUACCGCCCGGCGCCCUCGGCCAGAUCCCUGCUCAUGGACUCCAGGUUCUCCUCGAGGGCGCUGCCGUUGCGGCCCCGGGGCUCCUCGGUCGCCAUCCAGAAGGGGUCGAAGGCCGAGCCCAGGAGCCGGCGCAGCCGCCCGGGUCGCAGGUGCCGGGGCUUGGGAGAGUAGCGAUAAUCCUUGGGGGAGAGCGAGAGGCUGUAGGGCCUCACCGGGGCCGAGGGGUGGCCGCGCAGCAGGUGGGCGGUGGGGUCAGCGGUGCUGGACGGUGGCGGCAGCAGCUCCCGAGGUUCCUCCGGCGGCGGCGGUGGGCUUGGGAUGCCCAGUGGUGGGAGCAGGCAGAGGAGGAGGAGGAUGAGGCAGCUGCCGUGCGGUCCCUCCAUGGCGAGCGGCGCCGUGGCAGGCUGUGCCCGACUGCAGGCUUGCACUCCGCCGCAUCCCCUGGGUUAUCGCCGCGUCCCGAGGCAUGGCCUUCCCCUUUUCCCUGGUUACAGCGGCUGAUAGGGAGCGGCGGGAACACCUCGCUCCUUCCCGCCAGAGGGGCAGGUGGCGGGGACAGGCUGUAUGGUCCCUCCUGCCAGGCUGAGGGGUGCCACUGAGCCAGUGGGGAUAUUGGGGCUAAUGUGGAGGGGAAGGGGCCAGCGCCUCCUUCUCCAUCUCCUGCUUCCUCAUUGGAAGAGGCACCUGUGACCUUCCCAGUGAAGAGAAGCUGGUGGCCUUUGAGCUUUGCUGAGAAACGAUCACCAAGCUGCACUCCACCUUAACGCACAUCAGGGCACGGGUCCUAUCACCAGGAUGGACACAGCAGCAGAGCGGCGGGGCAGGAAGGCUGUGUGGGUCGCUGAUGUCUCUUGGCAAAUCAGCCAGCACCCAUGCUGUCCCAGGCAGCUGUGAUGGAGCUAGACCUCUGCAGGUGACCAUCCUGGAGGUCUUGUCCUCCCUCCCACACUGCAGUACUGGGGGAGUGCAGACCUGGAUUGGAUGGAAUCCAAAACCUGCUUUCUCCUCCUUCCCCAGGUCAGACAUUGUGGGAGAGACUUGAUCUGCUCAGUGCCAUGCUACUAACAAUUAAUUAACAACAGCUAGUAACAGCAAUUAAUUGCAGAGGGUUUAAGGCCCUAUCCCAGGGACAGAGCAGGGAUCAGGUUCACAGUGGUGGGAUAUUUACACUCCCCAGAGGUGUUGGAUAGCAUGUCCUGUACCCCCAACAUCAAGAGGUGUCUGCUGAGGUCCAAGGGAGCCUUCCCCACUGCAUCCUCCCUCUUCCACCAGAGAGUAAUGAGCUUUCUCUGCCACCCCCUCCUCUGCAGAAGGAGCAGGGAGAAGCUGAGUGUGCAGGAAACCUGGGCAGAGAGGAGUUAACUCCAACCUCAGGGAGAGGGGAAAAAAAAACCAACAGAGAACUAUGGAUCAGCAGCAAGAGCAGAGGGAGGGAAAAGGGGGAGUGUGAGAGAGCAGAGGAGCUCCAGAAGGAGAGAGAGCAGAGCUGGUGGCAGGCAGCGGGAGGCAGCGGAGCGCUGGACAGGACUGACUGGGAUGACAGAGCUGCCCGGAUAAACUCUUCAGUGGUCUGCAUCCUCCUAACAUUGCCUGAGCUGGACUGGAGGUCUCCCCUGAACGAGUGGCAAAGCUGCAGGCCCUUCCUCAAAAAGGGUCUCCUCCUCAUCCUCACCUACCUGCCACCAUCCAGCCCUCGACCACCUCUCAGCAUUAGGAAAAGGUCCCUGCAGUCUAAGAGGAAGAUGCCAGGGGGACUGAAUGUCUCUUCUGACAGCCUGGAGCUACGAGUAGCAGGGAUUAUUGUGCCCAUCAUCUUCUCCCUCAUCUUCCUUGUGGGUAUUGUGGGGAAUGGGCUGGUGCUGGCUGUGCUGCUGUGGAAUGGCCAAGUCAAGUACUCCACCACCAACCUCUUCAUCCUUAACCUGGCCGUGGCUGACCUGUGCUUCAUCAUCUGCUGUGUCCCUUUCCAGGCCACUAUUUACACCCUGGAUGGGUGGCUCUUUGGGGCCUUUGCCUGCAAGGCUGUGCAUUUACUGAUCUACCUCACCAUGUAUGCCAGCAGCUUCACCCUGGCUGCCGUCUCUGUUGACAGGUACUUGGCCAUUCGCUAUCCACUGAAGUCCCGGGACCUCCGCACCUCCCAAAAUGCAGGAGUGGCCAUUGUGGUGAUCUGGUCACUGUCACUGCUCUUUGCAGGGCCUUACCUCAGUUACUACCAGAUAAUCCAUUACCAUGGUGUGCCCAUCUGUGUCCCCAUCUGGGAGGACCAGCGCCGAAAGGUCCUGGACAUCCUCACGUUUGUAUUUGGAUACCUGCUGCCCGUGACCGUGGUGAGCCUGGCGUACAUUAGGACCAUCAGGUUCUUGUGGACCUCUGUAGACCCCAUAGAAAGAAUCUCAGAGUCUCGGAAAGCCAAGCGUAAGGUCACCAAGAUGAUUGUCACUGUGGCCAUCCUGUUCUGCCUCUGCUGGCUGCCCCACCACCUGGUCAUCCUAUGCUUUUGGUUUGGCCACUUUCCCUUCAACCGGGCCACUUAUGCUUUCCGCCUGGCUUCCCACUGCCUUUCCUAUGCCAACUCCUGCCUCAACCCCAUCGUCUACUCCCUCAUCUCCAAGCAUUUCCGCAAGCAUUUCAAGCAGGUCUUCACCUGCAUCUUUUUCCAGAACAAGAUCAGGAAAAAGAAGAAGAGAAUUGGAAGGAAAGUCCAUAUGGUCAAUGUGGAAAGAGGUUUCACCAACAGGAUGGGAGCUUUCUAUGGAGACAACAUUGAGGUGACUCACGUCCCAGAGAACACCAGGAACAGGGACCUUGAGGGUGCCAGUCAUGCCAGAGCAUGGACUCGGCAGGUUCAAGAUGCCAUGGUCUCUGUUCAGAAGGAGCGAAUGGAGGGGGAAAGUUUGGCAACAGCUGGCCAUUCCCUAGGCAUGAUCCCUCUAAGAGGAACUGUAGGACAAGACCAAGAAGAAGCCCUAGAAAAGGGCUAGACAGGCAAGAAAGUCUCCAUUUGCAUCACAUUUUCCAACCACAUCACAGAGUUUUGCUUUCCUCCAGGAUCAUCAGGUGCACACAUUAUCCCCACUGAGAUGAUUUUAUGUUGGCAGUGAGAGAUGAGCUCGCUCGUUCAAACCCAUUAAACUAAAUCCUCUGCAAUCCUGUAGCCAUGUCUGAGACCUGCUAUGAUCCCAGCUCAAKGUUCACAGUAAACUUUCAAUGACUGCAACACCCCUCCUUUUCGUUAAUUACUUACAGUGUUUAAUUAAUACUGUGUGGAUCCCGAGUAUGUAACCCUUAAUGUGAGGCAGGUUUGUACCUAUAAUUUCUUAAAAGCAGGUGAAAGAGGGGAAGCUUGACAAAAGGUGUUUAGGAAAAGCUGUGUCACUGUGGGACACCCAGACUUCCAUACUGGAGCUGGGGAACAGUUACAGGUUGUCGUGGCACCGGUAGGUGUCCUGACGCCUGCAUGGGCCACAAAAUCCUCYGGUGUCCUCACUUGUCCCAGUGCAUGGUACCGGACGUUGUGUCAAAAGUAAAAGGGUUUUGGCUUCAGCCASUGCUGUAGGCAUUGCAGAGUGGGCUGGGUGACAUCAGGCAGCUUGCAGAGCUGUGAUGUGCAUGAACAAGAUCUCCCUCUUAUUUCUCUUUCUGUUCCCUUCUUCUGUUUGCAUAAAUCUUUCCUUAUUGCUUUGUCCUGCCCACUCUUAAUUCCCAGGUGACGUGGUAUUUCUAACACACACUGAAGCUGCUGUAUGCCUUGCUAGAGGCUCAGCUGCAAGGACAUCCCUUUCUCUCUGUGAAGGCCAGCUGAAGAGCUGUGCUGGGAAUUAGUUUUCUUUUUCCAUUCAAGUGCUUUGUGACGCUUUCUGCUCUUUGAGCCUCCCUCACCUCUAUCCCUGUUUCUGAUUUUUCCACUCCUGCCCUUUCAUGAUAGCUGCUGCUCCUCUAUAGCUGAUGUUUUUCAGAAACAUGUCCAGUGUGCCUUACCCAUCUUCCUGGAACAGCGAGUUCUGCAGCCACCCUCUGCACAUGAUGCCAUGGCUGGUGGCCAGCUCACAUGGCCUCAUCAUUUCUACAGGUGAAGGCUCACUGCACAGCACAAAGCAUUAGAGGGAGAAGGGAACAGCAGUUAGGAACAAAGAUGUGGCACAGUUGGUUUCUGCCUGUUCUUGCUCAAAUGUGGCUGGGCUGUUUCUCACCCCUGAUCCUGCUCCUCCUGGUCUUGGCUUGCAAAAGGAGCAGAUUAGAUCAUGACUGACUGCUGCACGUUGGGGUGAAGCCCAAAUGAAACACGACAGAGAGGACAGGGAAGAUCUUGGGUGAAGGUGCAUUUAGCAUGACAAGUGUCUGCAAGCCCCAUGCCCCUUCACUAAGCUCUGCCUGGUGCUAAGCCCUGGUUUUGGGGAGCACRUGAGCAGGAAGGGCAGGCACUGAGCCUGGGUUGGGAAGGCUCUGGAGCCAGAAGGGAAUUCCUGUCUAUCCAGUAACAGUGUACAUGCUCCAACUGGUUUCUCAGCUCAAAAGCAGCAGUGAACCAAAGAUGUCACAUCCUUGAUAUAGAGUCAGGUUUAAUUAAACCUGAAGGAGUUUGAUUGCUGCUUUCCACGCAGCCUUCCCUCCAGACUUAUUGGCAUUCUGCAGUCUCUGCUCCCAUCUUCUUGCUUUAAUUAAUAACUCUUUUCUCUUAUUUUCUUUCCUGCCUUUCAUGACUCGGGCUGACAUGCUCAUCUUUAACGCUGCAGAGGCUGGUUUGCCACAUCAGUAAAGUGCUGCUGUUCCAAGGUCUGGAACAGGUUAGAUAAAAUGGGAGAGGUGUGAGCAGGUCAGGGCUUUGUAGCUAGUGGUCAGCACCAGCUUUUCUCUGUGGAGUGACAGUCCUGCCAACUAUGUGCUGGUUCUGGUGUCUGGCUUCUCCCCAGCAUGUGUGACAUGAGCCUGACACCACUGGGAGGUGUCAGACCCAGGUGCCAAGAAACUCAUCCUACUUAUGACCCUGUGUACAAAUCUGGCAGCCCAGGGAAGGGAAUUCUGCUUAUUUGCUUUUGGGUUUAGCUGCUGGCUCCUAAUCCAUGACCAGCCUUAGCAGGUUAUGAGCUGAUUAUUUUAAUUCUUCCAACAACUACGUGCUCUMUUUCCCUCUCAGAGACUUUUACAAAAAAACCCUAGAGAAACGCUGCUUGCCAUACCUCCUAAUCAAAACUUGAUGAUUCCUACAUCUAGCCACYCCACAGGCCCUGGCCUGCCCAGGUCUGCUCCUCCAGGGUGGCCAGGCACAAUGCAUGAAGAAGGCAUCUUUCUGUAAGUACCUUUCUGUGAUAGAUGAGAUCUUUGCUCACAGAGUGAGCAAAGGAAGUGGAUGAAAGAGUGCAAGUUUGCCAGAGAGGCUUCCUGGGGCUUCCUUAGCAAUGCAGAUAAUUGCAGUGCUGGAUUUGGAGCCUGCUAGAUAGGCAAAGGUGGAGGGAAUAAAUGAGUUCAGCUGCUGGAGAUUAAUUAUUUUGGYUGCUGAAGAGCUGAACAAAUUCUCAAUGUUCACACAUAUUGCAGCGUGCGCCUUGCAUUCGAUUGUGUAGGUGAAGUGGCUGUUCCAGAGAAAGGUCAUUUAUUUAAUAACAUCCAGCUUUGCUGGGAGGCCUUGUCAGGGUCGCUGCUUCUGCCCUGGGUCCUCUGUGAAACACAAGCAGGUUUUCAGCUCUCGCUUGCCUAAGCCAGAUCCUCAAUUUGGCUGGUUUUGGUUGCAUCUUACAGCACAGCAGCAGCAGCAGAGGCAGGGAGGUUGCUGCUGGGUUCAGCAGCUGGGAAUUCAGCACAUCACAUCCUCUGAAUUUGGAGGGGAAAUAGAGUGUAUUUGGAGGCAGGUAGUGAUGAGAGGGAAGCAAAGCCUAAAGUCCCAGUUGAUGUCAUGGCCCUGAGGACAGGCAUGAAUCAUUGCUCAGGAAGGGAUCUGGGAGGUGCAUUGGAUGGUGUAGCACAAAGAAAAUGAUGAGKUUGGAGUCAUUUUAAUGGGAGAAUAAAUAGGAGAAGAAAACUUGUGCUCUUGUUUCCAUUUGCUGCAGCAGACAC